This is a messenger RNA of Hypanus sabinus (Atlantic stingray), 2029 nucleotides long. RefSeq names its product rho-related GTP-binding protein RhoG. Gene Ontology annotation, biological process: establishment or maintenance of cell polarity; small GTPase-mediated signal transduction; cortical cytoskeleton organization. The coding region runs from base 172 to 747 and encodes 191 amino acids. Gene Ontology annotation, molecular function: GTP binding; GTPase activity; protein kinase binding. The record is from RefSeq and is a predicted model, not a curated record. Gene Ontology annotation, cellular component: cell projection; plasma membrane; cell cortex. The transcript has 2 exons. Lineage: Eukaryota; Metazoa; Chordata; Chondrichthyes; Myliobatiformes; Dasyatidae.
GGGCCCCACGAGGAGCAGCCGCGUUGCCCUUUUAACGGUUUCCCGGCCUCGCCAUUUCCUGGGGGCUGUCACUGGGGCGACUUCCUCCGCGGGCGUACACUUCCUCGAUCAACGGGCCGGCGGAGAGCGGAGGCGAUGCGAGGUUGUUGACGUGCUGAAGGAGACUUGGAAAUGCAGAGCAUCAAGUGUGUGGUGGUGGGUGACGGAGCAGUGGGCAAGACUUGCCUGCUGAUCUGUUACACGACCAAUGCCUUUCCCAAGGAGUACAUCCCGACCGUGUUCGACAACUACAGCGCACAGAUCACGGUGGACUCUCGGACUGUCAGCCUCAACCUGUGGGACACAGCCGGCCAGGAGGAGUACGACCGGCUGCGGACAUUAUCCUACCCCCAGACCAACGUCUUCAUUAUCUGCUUCUCCAUUGCCAGUCCCCCAUCCUAUGAGAAUGUGCGCCACAAGUGGUACCCCGAGGUGACCCACCACUGUCCUGACGUGCCCAUGCUGUUGGUGGGCACCAAGAAGGAUCUACGUAGUGACCCCGAGACCAUCAGGAAGCUGAAAGAGCAGAGCCUGGCGCCCAUAUCACAACACCAGGGGAGCGGCUUGGCUAAGCAGAUCCAGGCCGUCAAGUACUUGGAGUGUUCUGCUCUGAACCAGGACGGCAUCAAGGAUGUCUUCGCCGAGGCUGUGCGUGCUGUCAUCAACCCCACCCCUAUCAAGACCAAGAAGUCUUGCGUGCUCUUGUGAGGAAGGACUGCACUCCCCUCGGCCUCUCUUCCCUCAACUCCUCUCUCCCUUUCCUUUCCAUUCUCUCUCCUUUACCCCUCUGCUCUCACAUCCACCCUCCCUCCCCUUCCCCCCUCACCCUCUCACAGGACCCUGCUCAGAAGGACCUUGGACCUGUGAGGGCUUGGUUUUGGAGAAAGGAUAGCAAGUUCUUUCUCCACUGCUCUUCCUCUGUCCCUGUCCCGAGUUCCUGUCUGUCAGUGUGUCAACUUCGGGGGCUUUAGGCUGAUGUACCCAUGGGAGGAGGGUGUGUCCAGGUGUCCCACACUGUGACGGAGAGUCGAGGAACACCGUAUACCUGCUCUGUGAUGUCCAGUCGGAGAGGCCAGCACUCUCCCCGACCCUGGGCACCCUAUGGCAGGCCCCUGCCAGUCCGAGAGAGGUCAGAGGGUAGGGAUGCCCCAGGGUCUGCUCACAGCUCUCUUGGAGAAUUGUACCAUUCCCGGCAAAGAGUCGUGGAAGAGGGACUGUGGGUCGGGAGAGUGUGUGUGUAACCCGGAUGGGGAUGCACCAUCCCUUGGACUGCCCCACCCAGGGUAAUUCCCUCUCGGUCCCCCAACCCCAGGGUAAUGCCCUGCCCUAGGUUCCUCUCCCUUGGCUCACCGUCCCCUGCAUCUGUGCCCACACCCAGGGCAGCGGCUCUCAAAACUGCUCCUGAAUGCAGCCCCCACCCCCCCCCCCCCCGAACUGGGAGCUCUCUGGGAUGUCUGGGACUUGUCUGCCUCGGCCCUACAUCCUCACCAUCGCUCCCUCCCUUCCCUCCCACCCCGGGACAACUUUCUCCAGCAUGGACUGAAGGACCCAUCCCCAUAGUGAUACGGUGGGGGAGCAUCUGGCCCUCCCAGGAACAUUGUGACCCUCCCCUUCAAUCUGGGGAUCCCCACCCCCCACCACCUCCCCCUUCUACGUCACAGCAGCCUUGAUCUACCGUGUUACUUGCCUCUGUGGAGCCACAGGAAGGCAGGGGCUUUGUUAUGGAUUCCCUUUCCCAGGGUGACCCCUCCACCUUCUCCUCAGGCCUCGGCCCACCGCUUGAAGCUGAGUUCGGGUCCCUGGGGUGAGUCCUGAGAUUCACCCCCCCACCCACUGCUGAACAGUGAGCUUUUUUUUACUAAAGAAUGAAGUGUAUUGCCUCACCCCGGGGUGUCACAGAGGCGUCUGCCCGUGUAACCCCCCGUGAGGGUGCCUCUUGCUGCAGCAACUUGUCUAACCAUGGUCAGCUAAUAAAAUUUGUGUUUCACGG